CGUUCUGUUCCCCCCAUGUUCUUUGAUUUGCUUUCGCUAUUGGCUUAAUUUUCUUUCAGAGAUUAUAAAGCUAUUCAGUUUUAAGCCAACAAGUCAUUCAUGCGGUGUUCUGAAUGCGGUGUUCAUGCAUGAUUUAGCAACAAGUCAUUCUGAACUCAACUGCAGCUAGUGCAUGCAUGCAUUCUGUUACUAGUCUAGUGUUGCUGCUCCGUGGUGUUAAGUCGGCUUAAAUAGUCUAUCUUGCAGGUGUUAUUCUGGACCAUUUCCAUCUAGUAUUUGGAUUUGCCGCUGAUCAGAUAAUUGUUUGAUUUGAUGGCAAUUAAUUUUGUAUCCUUAAGCUUAGCUGCAGAAUCCAGUAUAUAUGUAGUAAUGCUGGCUCAGUUUCCAUGGUUGAUUUCAAGGGACUAGAGUUCGGUGAUGAACGAAAUCAACAGUUUGGUUAAGUACAAACUCUUCAUCUUAAAGUCACUGACAAUGUUUUUGUUAAAAUGGAAUGAAGGUUCCAAUUUUGUUUGUUUGUUUUUAAAAUAAACAUGUUUAUAUUUGUCUAAAAAGAUGCAGCGGCACACUGGAGCAGUUAAACUUGUAGGGGAUCUAGCCUCCAGUGGCCUUUGGCUAUAUAAACCCUAGCAAAGCAAAUUAAGCAAAUAGCUCUGAAUCUCUGAAAUUCUAGUGUUAAAUUCAGUUUUGUGCAUAUCGUUGUUAAGCCAAUAGCCUUCAUGCGCAUAUCGACGACUAUAAAGCUGUUCAGUUUUGUACAUGACUAUAUUGGGUAGGUGUGUUUAAAUUGAGAAUCUAGGGUUCAGUCCAUUUAUAGUAGAUAUGGUCCAUUUAUAGUAGAUAUGAUCCUGAUGCUGUGUUUGCCAUUUAUAGCAGACAUGGGCACAUGGGCAGAUAUGGUCCAUUGUAGAUAGAGUAGUAGUAUUCCAAAUUGAGGCUCUGGCAAAGAUAGAGUAGUAGUAUUCCAAGUGUUCACAAGUGCAUUGUUUUUUUCUCACUUUUGCUAUCAUAAAUAUCCACAAGUGCAUUGCUUUUUUUUCUCACUUUUGCCAUCAUAAACUUGGUUCUGUUCCAACUAUGUCCAGUCCUGUUUAUGGUAACUUGUUGUUUAAUUACAAUGCUGCUUUUCAGAGAAGUGAGAUGGCUGGCUUGGAAGGUUUCGAGUUCUUCGAGAUCGUAAUUGAGAAAUCUUGCAAUAGGCAGAGGCUGCCUGACAAGUUUGCAAAGAUGCUCGCUGGCCGUGAGCCCCACAAAGUGAAGCUGCGGGAGGCCGACAGCGGGCUUCGCAGGCUGUGGGACGUGUUGGUGGUGUUCGACGGCGAAGGCCACAUGUACCUAGGGCCCGGCUGGGAUCAUUUCGCCCGCGCCCAUGAGCUGCAGCUCGGGCACUUCCUUGUCUUCCGCUACGACGACGACGCCAUGUUCACCGUGAAGAUGUUCGACAACACCAUGUACCGCAUGUACUACCAGCACGACGACGAUGCCAGCAAUGGGAGCAACAGCGGGGAUGACGAGGAGCAGAGCAGGAAUGACGAGGAGCAGAGCGGGGAUAACGAGGAGCAGAGCGGGGAUGACGAGGAGCAGCCUAUUCUGGCUGACAACGACCUUGCUGUGAUGGUGGCUGACGAGGACCCUGCUAUGGUGGUGGCGGAUGAUGACCUUGCUAUGGUGGUGGCUAACGACGACCCUGCUAUGGUGGUGGCGGACGACAACCUUGCUAUGGUGGCUGACGACGACCUCGCGAUUGUGGUACCUAAUGAUGACCUCGCAAUGGUGGUGCCUAACAAUGACCUCGUGAUGGUGGUGGCGCCUGCAAUCCCAUAGCUUGGCGACGGGACCAUGCCAAUUGUGGUAGAGGAGUACAUCCGCGUUGGGAUUCGCCACUCUGAGCGCAUCAGGUUGAUGAAGGAGAAGAAGGAGGAGAUCAAGUGAAGAUGUUAAGAAAUGAAGUGGCAAUGUUAAGCAUGUUAGGUUUAAGCUUGUUAGUGUAAUCUAAACAUGUCAAUGUUAAGUAUGUCAAGUUUAAUUUUGUGCAUGCUCAUGGAUGCUGUAUGACAGUGUCAUCUAAACAUGUCAGUUUCUUAAUUAUGAAUAUUCAGUUUGGUAA
This is a messenger RNA of Aegilops tauschii subsp. strangulata, 2107 nucleotides long. RefSeq lists its product as uncharacterized. The record is from RefSeq and is a predicted model, not a curated record. Lineage: Eukaryota; Viridiplantae; Streptophyta; Magnoliopsida; Poales; Poaceae. Gene Ontology annotation, molecular function: DNA binding.